Messenger RNA from Linum trigynum, 1041 nucleotides. The record is from the annotation of a GenBank genome assembly. NCBI's taxonomy places the organism in Eukaryota, Viridiplantae, Streptophyta, Magnoliopsida, Malpighiales, Linaceae.
ACCCUCUCGGUUCGCAGCUUCUGUAGAAGGGAGGGAGAGGAAGGAACAAGAAGGCAACCAUGGUGUCGCUGAAGCUCCAGAAGAGGCUCGCCUCCAGCGUUCUCAAGUGUGGCAAGGGAAAGGUCUGGCUCGAUCCAAAUGAGGUCAACGAAAUCUCCAUGGCUAACUCCCGUCAAAACAUCAGGAAGCUUGUCAAGGAUGGUUUCAUCAUCAGGAAGCCAACCAAGAUUCACUCCCGCUCUCGCGCACGUCGUAUGAAGGAAGCCAAGAGGAAGGGACGUCAUUCUGGAUAUGGUAAGCGCAAGGGUACCAGGGAGGCUAGGCUUCCAACUAAGAUCCUCUGGAUGCGAAGAAUGCGUGUUCUUAGGCGCCUCCUCCGCAAGUACAGGGAAGCAAAGAAGAUCGACAAGCACAUGUACCAUGACAUGUACAUGAAGGUUAAGGGUAAUGUCUUCAAGAACAAGAGAGUGCUCAUGGAGAGCAUCCACAAGUCCAAGGCUGAGAAGGCAAGAGAGAAGACGUUGUCAGAUCAGUUUGAGGCCAAGAGGGCAAAGAACAAGGCUAGCAGAGAAAGGAAGUUUGCCAGGAGGGAGGAGCGUUUGGCCCAGGGACCAAUGGCUAUGGAGAAACCGGCUCCUGCACCAGCUGCUGCUGCUGCACCUAAAGCAACUGAGGUUCCAACUAAGAAAUCCAAGAAGUGAGAUUCCUGGACAAGUGGAUCAAGGUUUUGGGAGUUUUGUUUCAUCAAAGUUGUGUCUAUUUUGUUUUCCGUAGCAGCAGUGUAGCUCUCACGCCUUGGUUCUUCAAGGCAGUGAUGUUAUUUUCGUUGGAUUAUGUUUGUAUGGACCAUAUUAUUUGCUACCCUACUAGACUGGUAAAAUAUAUUUGCAGGUUUUACAGAUUUAUGUAAAAUGCUGUUGUUUUGGUCUUGGUCAUUUUGUUCUCAGCGAUUGAUUGGUGACUUGACGAUGGUUAGUCAUCUUAGUGGAGAUGGUUUCUCGAUCAUCCCUGCGCUACGAAUAAUAAUAGCUCAAAUCUUUU